Molecule: messenger RNA, 1950 nt
Organism: Hylaeus anthracinus
Lineage: Eukaryota; Metazoa; Arthropoda; Insecta; Hymenoptera; Colletidae
Exons: 7
Coding region: 691-1821 (376 amino acids)
Biological process (GO): detection of chemical stimulus involved in sensory perception of smell; sensory perception of smell
Cellular component (GO): plasma membrane
Molecular function (GO): olfactory receptor activity; odorant binding
Source: RefSeq, a predicted model, not a curated record
GUACCUAUACACGUCGUUCUCCUAUUUCACCGCAGUGCGUAUCAUGGUUAAAAACACCAAUGUCGAUUGAAGCAUGACCUAACAGUAAUUUUUAGCGAUAACAGCAAGCAGAAGCACAUAGUCGAUAUCUUGAGAAGGGAUUUGAAAUGAAACUGUAAGUAACGUUGAGAAGAAAACGGCUCAAAAGCUAUGGUUAAACCUACAACAAUUGCUACAUAUUCCUUCGACUAAUGAGAUAUGAACUGUGCUUACUACAAAUGCAGAAUAACAACGGUACACCAAGUAUUCGAAAGCUAAGUACCAUUCAACGAAAUAAUGUUAACAUAAGAAACAUCAGGGAACGUGGAGAAUAAUUCACAAGCUACCAUUACAGCGGCAAAAUGUAUAAUAUAUUGAUAGCGCUGGGGUAUCAUCUACGCAAUGGAAUUGACCAAUCGUUGGUACCACGUGAAAGUACGCUAACAUCCCUCUGCUUUGCGUACAGUAUUCAUUACAGUGUUCUCUUCCGUGUAAAUUUUAAAUUCAUAUUCGAGUCUAUCCCACGAUCAGAUCGCAUAAGAAUCGUUUGUUUAGUUACUUUGUUUCAAAUGUAAGAAACGCUUCGAAUCUUAGUUGCUUCUUUGCUGUCUCGAGUUGAUCUCGAAAUCCUUAUUGUUUUUAAAUAAUUUGCCGUGACAGUCGUGUCCCAUUAUGAUACGAAAUAUAACUCCAGAGAAGGCGAUAGCUUUUACUCGGUUAAGCGUGGCUCUAAAUGCUUAUUGGCCUCCAUCGCCAACUGCCACGAGGAUCCAAGUGCUUUGUUUCAAAGUCUAUAGAUUUAUAGCGAUGCUUAGCGUCGGGGUGUUCCUGUUCCCGCUAUCGUACUCGAUCUACGUGAACAUAAAAGUUGAUACGUUUACUGUCACCAAGGUGACUUGCUUCACCUCUGCUAUCGUACACAUCUUCGGGCAGUCAAUUCUGAGCUACAUCCAUUACGAUAGGAUUCAGGCGAUAAUUGCACAGAUGACAGACUUCUGUGCGAAAGCAAAGUCGCAGGAAAGAUCUGUCCUGCAACGUUACGUGGAUAAAUAUUCGACGUUUUACAUGGUGGCUGUAUCCUGGUUUUACAUGACAUCUGCCAUGUUCGUCUUAGGAACUCUGCUCAUAGAUCAGCCCUUUCCAACAGACGCUGCAUAUCCGUUUGACGUCGACUACGAACCAUUGAGGACGACAAUCUUUUUGCACCAAAGUUACGUCUGUAUACAGUGUGCUGCAAUGACGAGCUCCAACGCCUACGUUGCUCUGUUGUUGUUGUUCGCAGCAGCACGACUCGAGAUUUUAAUGCUGGAGCUACGCGAUGUUCAUGACUUUGAAGCGUUGAUUCGAUGCAUCAAAAAGUAUUACAGUGUGAGAAGUUACGCACAGGAAGUGGUUGAUGUUACUCAAUGUACAGCACUUCUUACGAUAAUUCUGACCAGUAUACCACUUGUGCUCUGCGGUGUGAACAUUAUCAGUAAGCAACCGGUUAUGAUAAAAAUGCAGUUCAUAUUUAUGGCUGGGACUGCGUUUCUGGAGGUUUUCAUGUGUGUGUGGCCAGCUGAUGUCAUGUUGGACGUGAGUAGUAACGCUAUCCAAAAAGUGUACGAAUCGACUUGGUACGCACAGACUGUGAAAAUGCAGAAAAUUGUCCUCCUCGCGUUAUUACCUCAGAAGCCAUUAACCAUCAGUUUGGGGUUCAUCGUUCCGGUUCUGUCGCUGAACUUUUAUUGCUCGUACGUUUCAAAUGCAUUCUCCAUAUUUACUGCUUUACGGCUCGUAUUGAACGAGCACGCCGAAAGUUGAAUACGUACAAAUAAUGUUAUUUUAUAGACUGCUGGUUGAUUAGCAGUAGUAGAUCGAAGUAUAUCUCGAUGUUAAUGAAAUGUAUGUUAAAAUACAUAAUUGAAAUAGAAUUAUAGAACCAAUCAACAC